AACUUGAAAUCCGACAACAAUAUCACGUGCAAAACACACCCUAAAACCCCAAUUGGAGAAGCGUCUCUUGAUCAAGAACGAAGCAAUUCAAUUAGGGGAUUUUAGAAGCCUCUCUUUAGAUCUUUGUGUAUCUUCGUUAACACAAAUGGGUUUCGUCCAAGAAGCAAGAGAGAAUCACGUGAAGAAGAAAGUCGAAGAAGCUUUACGAAGCAAAAUGAAGGCAAAAGCACUAAAGGAAUGUGAUUAUUACACUGCGAAAUAUGCUGAGUGUGCUUCAGGAAGAACAUUUUCUGUCGUAUGGGCAUGUCGUAAACAAGCUAAAGAACUGAAUAACUGUCUUCAUGAAUUCACGAAUGAUAAUGUUUUGGAACAAAUGAAGAAAGAAUACUCACUUCAAGAAGACGCUAAGAGACCCAUUGGAGUCUAAAUAUGUUUGUUUUUUCUAGACUUAUGCUAUGGAAUUUGCUAAAAUGUCUAGAUUUUUAGUUUUAUUUCAACAAACUUAUGUAGACAUAAAGUUUAUGUACUAGUUUCUAUAAACGAAGUUAAUCUAUGGAUUUGAUAACUUU
Molecule: messenger RNA, 569 nt
Organism: Lactuca virosa
Lineage: Eukaryota; Viridiplantae; Streptophyta; Magnoliopsida; Asterales; Asteraceae
Source: the annotation of a GenBank genome assembly